Molecule: messenger RNA, 2056 nt
Organism: Salvelinus sp. IW2-2015
Lineage: Eukaryota; Metazoa; Chordata; Actinopteri; Salmoniformes; Salmonidae
Product: homeobox protein Hox-A2a-like
Biological process (GO): regulation of transcription by RNA polymerase II
Cellular component (GO): nucleus
Molecular function (GO): RNA polymerase II cis-regulatory region sequence-specific DNA binding; DNA-binding transcription factor activity, RNA polymerase II-specific
Source: RefSeq, a predicted model, not a curated record
UCCAUGUGCAUUUGGGUAUCUGGGCGUUAAACACAAUAUGUAACUACUUCAUGUGUAAUAAAUGUACUGCAUACAAGUGGAUGACACUAAAAUGGUAUAGUAGGCAUGAUUAACCCAUGCCUCCAGAAUAGGUAUGACGUUCUGUUCCCAGUUGUAUGCAUCAAUUAGUAGCUUAACCUAUAGCUCAUCUAUGCUUGUAUUGAAAAGAAAGUAUAUGAACACAGUCUAUAUUGUAAACUCUACCGUUUUGGAACACAUUGGAUUGUUAGGGGUUGUUGCUGUCAGGAGCUCUAAAUAUCAGUUUUUGGGGUGUUUUUUCCCAGAGAGAACUCUACAUGAAUGGCUAACUUUGCUAAUGACUGCAUGCAUAGUGUGUAGCUACUGGUGUAAUUUGUGUGGCGCGGGGGCGUUCUCUCCAGACAUACUCAAACAAUACGAGAAAAUAGGACUGCAUGAGCCCGGGCAAUAUAGUUACUUCACUUUCACAGCGCUCAGGCAGCCAUUCUAAAAACAUAUUUAUAGUUUAGUUGACUAGGAGGCUAGGGGACGAUACACUGGGGCGGGCGUAAAAAAGGUGUAAAUAAAAACAACCGUCCCCAUAGAGACAAGGCGUUCUUCACUAGAGUUUUUGGAUCAAUCACGCAGACAGUGGCUUCUUUUGAUUAAACCCCAAAUUGUCAUUGGGCAGAAGUAAUCAUGUGACUUGGCUCCAAUUUCAACCUUGUCUCCAUGAAUUCAAUAGUUUAAUAGCAGCUCGUUCACCAUACCGCCGUAAUCAGUGAAUUUGAAAAAAUGCCACCACCUCUUUCUCAUUGAGCCGCUACAUUUAUAAAAAUACGCGCAGCAAACUUUCCUCGGCUCUCAGCGAGCGGAGAUGAAUUACGAAUUCGAGCGAGAGAGCGGUUUUAUCAAUAGUCAGCCUUCGCUUGCUGAGUGCCUGACAUCUUUCCCCCCUGUCGGUGAUUCAUUUCAAAGUUCAUCAAUCAAGAGCUCGACGCUUUCACACUCGACACUGAUUCCUCCUCCUUUUGAGCAGACCAUUCCCAGCCUCAACCCAGGCAUCCACCCGAGGCAUAGCCGGCCCAGACACAGCCCCGAUGGAUGCAUCCCGCUGCCCACUGCCUCCCUACCCCCGGAAUACCCCUGGAUGCGAGAGAAGAAAGCCUCCAAGAAGAAUCACCUGCCGACUUCCACCGCGACUGCCAUAACGAGUGGACCUGUAUGCUUCUCCCCGAAAGGUUCGCCGGAGAUUCUAGACAGUGGAGGAGAGGGUUCGCGGCGAUUGAGGACUGCGUACACCAACACACAGCUCCUGGAGCUGGAGAAGGAGUUCCACUUCAACAAGUAUCUGUGCCGACCGAGGAGGGUGGAGAUAGCCGCCCUGCUGGACCUCACCGAGCGGCAGGUCAAAGUAUGGUUUCAGAACCGGCGCAUGAAGCACAAGAGGCAGACCCAGUGCAAGGAGAACCACAAUGGCGAAGGGAAAGAGCCGAGUGCUGAGGACAGGACCCAGAGCGACGAGGAGGAGGAUGAGGGCUCGUUGUUUGAGCAGAGCCUCAAUAUAGUGACCGGGGCCCUUACGGAGAGAGGGGCCUGCUCCUUUCAGCAGAACUCACUCAGUACUUCCCAGCAGCUCCAGAAUGUUGGCCCGCACAAUGGCGUGGCCCAGAGUUACACAGUUUUACCACUGAGCAGCAAUGACAAAAAUCUGAAGCAUUUCCCCAACCCGUCACCCACUGUUCCAGGCUGCGUGUCAACAAUAGGGCCCGGCUCUGCACCUGGCCAGGACAAUGGCGGUAGUCCCGCGGCCCUGGACGUCUCAAUACAAGACUUCCAAGUAUUCUCCUCGGAUUCUUGCCUUCACCUCUCUGAUGCCACCUCGCCUAGUUUGCCAGAAUCCCUGGACAGCCCCGUGGACAAUCUGGACAUAUCUACCGACAGCUUCUACUUUUUCUCGGAGUCAUUAACUACAAUUGACUUACAGCAUCUGAGCUAUUGAAAUCAAUGAAAAAUAGAGCAAGACUUUCAACCUGGAACAUUUAAAGAAAGAAAAAAA